UGCGACUCUGCACCGAUCCUUCUUCUUUUCCUUCCUCUCGCUGUGACAGUGGGUGGAACAAACCGAAACCGGGAACGACAAGGAGAGAAGAUAGCUCGGCAGCAUCUGAAUCUCCAGGGACCUCCAUCCUCCUCAUAGUCUGCGGAAGGUAACGAGAUACGAGGCAGAGAAGGAGCAGCAGCAGAGCUUGGUGGCCGGCGGGGCGGGUGGGUUACGUAGUUAGGGAGAGGGGGGGGAGGCGGGGGGGGAAUGCAAAUGGAUGAUCAAGUCAGGACUGGGUUGGGAUGGCUGAAUGCCGUGGACGGUGUAGCGGCGGAGGAGGCAUUUUUGCAUUGCUGUGGCAGCGUGCGCUUUGCUCGGCGAAUGGCUGAUGCACGACCCUUCGGCAGUGUGACGGAAAUGAUGUCGACAGCGUCGGACAUCUGGUUCAACGAGGUGGACAUCAACGGCUGGCUGGAAGCCUUUGCCGCCCAUCCGAGGAUCGGAGGGGAUCAGCGGCGGCCGUCCAGCGGCUCCAGCGGCGGCAGGGUUGUUUCAUCGUCUGCUUUGGCGGCGGAAAGCUGGAGCGAGAUCGAGCAGUCUGCGGCUCGAAGCUCGACCGACCCACGCCUCACCGAGGAAUUGGCGGCCUGGAACAAGCGGUAUGAUGAGAAAUUUGGCCACGUCUUUCUCAUCUUCGCAUCAGGAAAAUCGACUGCGGAGGUUUUGGCAGCGAUCCAGAGUCGGUAUCCCAACCGGCCAAUCGACGAGCUUCAGCUUGCGGCGUCCGAGCAGCACAAAAUUACCACCCUAAGACUAAACCGACUUCUUCAAGGCAAUGGCUUGGCUGCAAGGUUGGCUGCUGCCCCACCAGACAACCCACCAGCGCUUUGUGGGUCUGCGCACGAGAAGCCAACCCUCGCCCCCACCCGCACCCCCACCCCCACCCCCAACCCGCUUGGGUCGCCAGUCUGUCGGCGAAUGGGACACAUAGAAGCGCAUUUAGCAGCCGCGGAAAUCCAAUCGCACCCGGCUGCAACGCCGACAGUGGUGACGGCAUCGUAUCCAAGUUUCAAUCAGGCGGUGCAGGCGCUGAGGUCGCCGAUAACCACACAUAUUUUGGAUGUUGCAGUGGGGUCGCCAGCACGGGGAGUCGGCGUCAAACUGGAUGUGUGGAGGCCAAGCAGCGAAGAAGGGGUAACUCCGAAGCAGAUUGGCGAUGGGAGAAGGCCAUGGGCAGGAAAUUUUGCUGCAACAGCGGCGGGUGGCGCUGCGACAACAAGCCCGUCGAUGGAUGGUAGGGCAGUCGGAGUGGGUGUUGAUGCGUCGGGGGGGCUGUCUGCAGGCUGGUGGGAGACCAUUGGUAUGUCAGCCACUGACAAUGAUGGUAGGUCAGGACCUCUCAUGGACCCAUCGGAUUACAUUGCUCCGGGUAGGUACAGGCUAACGUUCGAGACUGGUGUAUACUAUAUGGAUGGAGGAUCGGCAAUCGGACGGCCAGGAGGAACAACCCUUGCAUCUGGAGAAUCUACAAAGGGCUCCUCCGUCACGCCCAGAAGUGGUGAAGAGAUGAAAGCGCGGGGCGAAAGGGACGACAAGAGGUCUUGUUUCUACCCCUUCAUCUCUGUGACAUUUGACAUCAAGCCCUCUCAGACCAAGGAGCAUUUCCAUAUCCCGUUGCUCUUGUCUCCCUUCUCUUACACUACUUAUCGAGGAAGUUAGAGACAAAACUUCACAAAAGACAAAAAACAUGCUUUCGGUCCUCUUUUUGGGAGAAAUUUAGGUAGUGCUGGUGUUGGUGUACGAAAUUAAUCGGUUUGUGUUCGUUGGCCAUCGGGGUAGAAAUCGGGAUUGCAAAGCGGGGGGAAAAAAAAAAGAAGCUUUUGGUCCAUUUUGGGAGAAAUUUAGACAGAGAGCGAGGUGGUGUGUGCACAGAUGUGGGUCUUAACUUCUUUUCGUCUUUUCUUUCUUUCGUUGUUUUUUUGGAUUUCGCUUUCCCUCCUAUUUCCUUGGCCUUGGUGCAUUUUAAUUUCAAGCUGGCGAAUUUUAAUUUCAAGGUGGCUAAUUUGAAAUUUCAGCUCGACUGUGCGUUUGAAUUACAAGUUCAUUUCGCCUCCCUGUGUGUGUGAACACAGUUCCCACGUCCAGCUCGUCUAAGACGCGUGUUCUGAGUUUUAUAGAGAAAAUUUCUUCCUGUAUGCACAGAAGGGAGAGAGAGAGAGAGAGAGAGAGAGAGAGAGAGAGAGAGAGAGAGAGAGAGAGAGAGAGAGAGAGAAGCAUAGCUAUAGAGUGGAAAAAGGAGGCAGUUUCAUAGGCUUAGAAAAGGUUCGUUGGCAAUCCCAGACAGAACUUGAUGUAGGACUUUGUAAAUUUUGUACAUUUAAGGGAGAGGGGGGGAGGGGAGGGGGGAGAGGGGUGAAGAGGGGGGUGGGGAGAGAGGGGCGAUUUUGUCAGUUUUGAGAGCGCUUGUCAACAAAGACUUGUCAACAAAGAAGGUUUGAAACU
Chara braunii is the source of this 2484-nucleotide messenger RNA. The record is from the annotation of a GenBank genome assembly. NCBI's taxonomy places the organism in Eukaryota, Viridiplantae, Streptophyta, Charophyceae, Charales, Characeae.